Saxophila tyrrhenica is the source of this 501-nucleotide messenger RNA. RefSeq lists its product as uncharacterized. The transcript has 2 exons. NCBI's taxonomy places the organism in Eukaryota, Fungi, Ascomycota, Dothideomycetes, Mycosphaerellales, Extremaceae. The coding region runs from base 1 to 501 and encodes 166 amino acids. The record is from RefSeq and is a predicted model, not a curated record.
AUGGUCAACUACUCUCGCGUUGUCGAUGUCAACUACCCAGAGAUGUUUUCGCUCGUGCCGCUGGUCAUCACCCAAGGCCCAUACCGGGGACGUCAUGUGCUCAUGCUCGAGCCCGAGAAGGGUGUCAGCUUCCUCGACUUUCCUCCAGAGAUACGCAACAUGAUAUUCUCUUACCUGCUCGAAGAGGAUGCUCCAAUUCAGAUGUCUACCGCAAGGCGUACCAACGAGGCCCGCCGCGCUGUACGUUCCGACUGGAACGCUCGCAAUGGACGCAACAAAGGCCUCAAGUGGAACACUACGACCCGCGCCUGGGACAACAAGCCCCCGAGUGCGCUUGCGCUGCUUCGUGCGAACAAGCAAAUACACUCAGAGACUGCACCCAUGGUCUACGCCAACGAGUUCGAGUUCCAAAACUUCUCCAACCUCCAAGUCUUCCUCGAAAGCCUCGGCAGCAUGCGUCGCUUUCUGCGCAACAUCCGCAUCGGAUCUCGAGGCUUCUAG